AUAAAAAUUCGCACCCAUUUCUGUCUUGCACUCUUGCUUGUUAAAGCCUUUUUGCUGCAAAAAAUGUCGAAAGAGAAGGACCCUUUGCUUAACUCUUCCGAGGCAGAGAAAGAGAGCGAUGUCCCGCCGCCCUGGUUAAACAAGGCGCCUGGUUGCCUUGUUUGGCUUUACGAGCACAGAGAACGUAUUCCAGGAUAUGGAGUAGUCCAACUAUUAAGGAAAGCCUCUCUCUACAGUAUGUACGUUCUCCUUAUUUUGCUGUUGGUUUAUUUAGUCAAUCAAUUGGACCGAUACACUAUAUCUAUCACUGCCAAGUACGUGGGGCUGGACCUUCACUUUGGUACCUUGGACUGUAUGCCAAACUUGACCCUCUUCAAACAAGAAAAGCUAAGCAGGAGCUACCUUGUACACACAAUGAUAAAGGACUGUAAUAAGAACACGAGUCUUACCACUCAAGAGUUGUGUGAAGAUUAUGAAGCUAUGUUACCAAAUGCCUAUAACGACACCACUCCGAUAUGUGCUUGGGAUCAUGAUGGAGCCAAAGGCUUAAAAUACCAGAUCCUUGCCGGGCCAGUGUUCAAUAACCUUUAUCCAAUAGCUGGUAUAUUCAUGGGUUUACUGGCCGACAGGUUUAACAGGAAAAUAUUACUGGGCCUAAGUCUUCUGCUGUGGAGUUUAGCUACUGGUGCAACUGGUUUUGCAGUCAGUUAUGUAAUGCUGGUUAUAUUUAGGAUGUUACUGGCAUUGGGUGCUGCUGGCUGCAAUCCUUUCGCUCUAAGUAUAAUUGCUGAUUACUUUCCACAAGAGUUGCGUGGUUCUGCUGUGGGUAUCUAUUACUGGGGAAUAUACUUUGGUUAUAGCUUAGCUUAUGCUAUUGGCAACGGUGUCAACAUUGGUCUGGGUUGGCGCUGGGUUUUCUUCAUCAGCGCCCUAAUGGGCAUCGUCCUAGUACCUCUAGUCUUCUUUACAGUCAAAGAGCCGAAACGUUCAACCGAAAAGGACACUAAAGCCGUCAAUGGCGAUAAAGGAACUCUGAAUAACAAAAAAGAGUGGUCCUUGUCUGAAUCUCUAGUCCAGCUAAAACUCGUCAUUUUAACUUUUAUAAUGCCUGGGAUGUUGACACUCUGUAUUGCAGGGAGCAUAAGGAACGCUGGGGGUUAUGUUUGGGCUUACAACACACAGCCUUUCUUCUCCCUCACCAUUGAUGAUGCCACUAUAGCAGCCUAUAUGUCUGUUAUUCCGCUGGUGGGCGGGUCUAUUGGUGCUGUAGUGGGCGGACUUAUUUCUGAUCUAUUGGUGAAAGGGCGUGGUCCUUACGCCCGUAUAUGGGUACUCAUUAUUAGUCAGAUUAUUGCUGCUCCAUUUGCGGCUGGUGCCCUGUUCCUCCCCGAACCAUGGUGUUUCCUCUCCCUAAUCCCGUCAAACGUGUUUGGCGAGAUGUGGAUUGGCGUCCUCUCGGCCAUCGUCCUCGACAUAUCCCCCAAGAAAAUCCGAACGACCGUCAUCGCAGUCUACCUCUUCAUCAUAACCGUCAUCGGCGGUAACUUCAACAUCGUAGUAGCACCAAUACAAAAGGCGCUGAAGAAACACAUUGAUGGUGACGAUACCACUAAAGAAUUGAGGUCAAUGCGUUGGACUCUGUUCCUUACCUUCCCUUGUCUCUAUGCUCUCUCUUCCAUUCUUUUUGUGGUAGCUUUUCUUUUGAUGAGGUUUGAUAUUAAGUGGAAGGAGAGGAAAGAGAGAGAGCAUGUGUCUUUGAAUAGACCGGCUAAGUCUGGAUCCGUUGAUAGCGUUGAAUAACAAUGAUGAUUAUUAUUAUUAUUAUUGUGCUUAUUAUUAUACAUUAUUAUGCUGGUACUUAAGCUAAUAUUAGUCAAUUUAACUGUUCUAUUAAUGUAAUACUUUCCUUGUCUCUAUGCUUAUAAUGCUGUUUCCUUUUUAAAUAAGUAUUGUCUAUUUUGGGAGCUACACUAA
Molecule: messenger RNA, 1974 nt
Organism: Amphimedon queenslandica
Lineage: Eukaryota; Metazoa; Porifera; Demospongiae; Haplosclerida; Niphatidae
Product: protein spinster homolog 1-like
Exons: 6
Coding region: 64-1800 (578 amino acids)
Biological process (GO): transmembrane transport
Cellular component (GO): membrane
Molecular function (GO): transmembrane transporter activity
Source: RefSeq, a predicted model, not a curated record